CUUAGGAAUCCUCAAAAAUGAAUGCAAAUCCAAUUUCAGAUUCAGACAUGGCCCUUCUUCAGUACAUACAAAAUUAUCUUUUAAAUGAUUCUGAUGAUUUCCCUGUUGACAACUAUAAAGAAAUAAGUUCAUCCGACGAAGAAAUUUGCCGCCAAAACUCAAGCUUCAACAGUUCAUUUUUUGCAGAAAGCCCUGGAAUACUAAUAUUUGAUGAUAGAUUAUCAUGCUGUGAUGAGACUGUGGCAGAAGAGUCGGAAUCUGUCCGUGGAAUCAACGUGCCACCAGAGUGGAAGCGGUACAUAGGCGUGAGGCGGCGGCCGUGGGGGAAGUUUGCGGCAGAAAUAAGGAAUCCCUCCAAGAAAGGCUCAAGAAUUUGGCUGGGCACAUAUGAGACGUCAGAGGAUGCAGCAUUGGCUUAUGAUCGGGAGGCUUUCAAGUUCCGUGGCCCAAAAGCUCGGCUUAAUUUUCCACAUCUUAUUGGCUCCAAAGUAUCGAAGCCGGUUGAAGUGACAGAAAAACGUAAGCAAUCUUCGGAGGUUAUGUUAUCGUUUUCAUUGCUGGAAAAUGUUGGAACAAAGAAGAUGAAAAUUUUCUCAAACA
Molecule: messenger RNA, 600 nt
Organism: Olea europaea var. sylvestris
Lineage: Eukaryota; Viridiplantae; Streptophyta; Magnoliopsida; Lamiales; Oleaceae
Product: ethylene-responsive transcription factor 2-like
Exons: 1
Biological process (GO): ethylene-activated signaling pathway; regulation of DNA-templated transcription
Molecular function (GO): DNA binding; DNA-binding transcription factor activity
Source: RefSeq, a predicted model, not a curated record